Molecule: messenger RNA, 1627 nt
Organism: Pteropus alecto (black flying fox)
Lineage: Eukaryota; Metazoa; Chordata; Mammalia; Chiroptera; Pteropodidae
Gene: TM2D2
Product: TM2 domain containing 2
Exons: 4
Coding region: 107-751 (214 amino acids)
Source: RefSeq, a predicted model, not a curated record
GAGCGGGGCUACGCGAAGAGGCCUGGCCAGGCCCGGCUCGGGUUGGAGGUGCCGGCUGGAGUUUGUAGUUGAGGAGGUUAGGCCGCCGCCACUGGCCCCGGAAAAAAUGGUUCUGGGUGGUUGCCCAGUGAGUUACUUACUUCUGUGUGGCCAAGCGGCUCUGCUGCUGGGAAAUCUACUUCUGCUGCAUUGUGUCUCUCGGAGCCACUCGUACAACGCUACCGCGGUGCCCGAGCUUACAUCCGCUGACGCCGCCCACCCGGAGGUCUCCGCCGGCGCUCCGAGCUGGGAAUAUGGCGACCCCAACUCACCAGUCAUCCUUUGCUCCUACCUACCUGAUGAAUUCAUAGAAUGUGAAGACCCAGUGGAUCAUGUUGGAAAUGCAACCGCAUCCCAGGAACUUGGUUAUGGUUGUCUCAAGUUUGGUGGUCAGGCCUACAGUGAUGUGGAACACACAUCAGUCCAGUGCCGGGCCCUAGAUGGAAUUGAGUGUGCCAGUCCUAGGACCUUCCUACGAGAGAAUAAACCUUGUGUAAAGUAUACCGGCCACUACUUCAUAACCACUUUACUUUACUCUUUCUUCCUGGGAUGUUUUGGAGUAGAUCGUUUCUGUCUGGGACACACUGGCACAGCAGUAGGGAAGCUGUUGACACUUGGAGGACUUGGGAUUUGGUGGUUUGUUGACCUUAUAUUACUUAUUACUGGAGGGCUGAUGCCAAGUGAUGGCAGCAAUUGGUGCACUGUUUACUAAAAAUGGCUACUGUUAUGGCCCAGAGAGGCGAGUCUUCUGAAUUCAUCUCUACAGGCUCAAAACUCUUCCUUGAUAUCAGACCUGACUAUUACUUACCCUCUUUGGAGGGGAAAAAGUGGAUUUGAUUACAAAGCUUUCUUUGGACGAUGGAUUUUCAACUCAGAUUUUACCUUGCAGCCUAGAAAUGACAAGCAAACAGUGUUUUGUGAACCAAGUUUGUAUCUUUCUUCAUGGAUAAAAUAUAAAGGCUAGUGACUAACUUCUAAGCUAGUGGAAGGGUUUCCAUGCUCUUUAUUUCUGUACAUGGCUAUAUCUUCAGUUCUCUGGAGCAAGUGGACCCAAAAGAAUGAGCAAAUAGUAUUUUUGCCUUUUAACUUCCGUGACCCUGAGUCUUCAUGCAGAGGCUAUCUGAAGCUGAACCAAGGAAAAUCUUCAGAAGCAGAAAUGGCCACGGAUUUUACUGUACGCUGAAAUUCCAACUUUCUGAACUGAAAUUGAAGAAUAAAUUUUGCCAAUCUGGAAUGCUGUUUGGGUAUUCUCAGUAGGUAAGAGUGAAAAUCAAAGUUAAAUUUGUUUUGCUAAAAGCUAGGCGGUUGAAGUGAAAUACCCUCUUAAUAAACCCUAUUGUUAUACCAUUAUUACACUUAAGAGGCAAUUUAUACAGGAAAUAAUUUUUUUCAUUUCCAUUUAUGGUUUGAAAGCCAACAGUAUCAUACCUGUCUGAGUUAGGCUAUCCUCUUGGCAAAAUUUUCCUGUCUAAAAAGUAUUACUUACCAGUUUAGAGAGCCCAUAUUGUUGGCUGGUAAAAAAAAAAAAAACAUUUCAUCUAAGUGACUAUAAAACUAUUCUUCACAAUUAAGUAAGAUGUGAGGAGCC